AUGUCCGCCCUCGGUGACUUGUCGAUCACCGUGCGAAAGGUCGCAGAGGAUGUGAAGGCCUUGAAGGCCGCCUACGAAGCCAAAAACGAUGACCAGUGCAACACGCUUCUGGCGGACAUCAAGCGUCGCAUCAUCGUGUUUCCCACCUUCCUGAAUCCUGGUGCCGGCAGCAACACCCGGAGUGAGGAGCUGUCGCUCGCACGCGACUAUCUUGAGCUUGGCGUCCUGGCCUCGGCGCAUCAAAAAGAUCUUGCCUCCUUUGAGGUGUACUUCAACCAGCUGCAGCUGUACUACAGCGACAUCGGCUCUGAUGAGCUGCCAGAGUCCCCACAGUACCUGAUGCUCCUCGGCCUGAACCUCAUCCGACUCCUUGUGUGCAGCCGCAUUGCUGAGUUUCAUUCCGAGAUGGAAAAAAUCCCGUUUGCCAUGCAUGGCUCGAACCUGUACAUCCGCUUCGCCGUCGGGCUUGAGCGGUAUUUGAUGGAGGGUAGCUACAACAAGCUCCUCACCUCACGCAAGAAGGUGCCGUCGAAUGAGUACCUGCCUGUUGUGGAGAUGCUGGAGCAGACGGUGCGCGACGAGGUCGCCAACUGCAUUCCUCAGUCAUACAUUCAGCUGCCGAUCCCAGCCGCGCAGCGGAUUCUCAUGGUGGACACAGAGGCGAAGGUGCGCGAGAUCGGCGCGGAGCGGGAGUGGGCGCUGUCCGCAGACGGCACGCACUUUGUGUUCACGCGCGAGGACGACACACUGCAAAAGGAAAUCCCUUUCAAGGAGAUGAUAGAGCAGCACAUCAACUUUGUCGCCGACCUGCAGAACAUUGUGUGA
Molecule: messenger RNA, 825 nt
Organism: Leishmania mexicana MHOM/GT/2001/U1103
Lineage: Eukaryota; Euglenozoa; Kinetoplastea; Trypanosomatida; Trypanosomatidae
Product: proteasome regulatory non-ATP-ase subunit,putative
Exons: 1
Coding region: 1-825 (274 amino acids)
Biological process (GO): proteasome-mediated ubiquitin-dependent protein catabolic process
Cellular component (GO): proteasome regulatory particle; nucleus; cytosol
Source: RefSeq, a predicted model, not a curated record